GGCGAAGAACAUCCAGUGCUUUCGGUGCAGGAGCAACGCUUGUGGCGAUAUCUGGAGGGCCUUCCGGGUCGCGAGGGUCAAGUCGAUGUGUAUCUCUUUGACAUCGUCAACGACAUGUACAACCACAAGUGGGGCCACAGCGUGGGCAUAGACUUCACCAUGAAGAUCUGCGACCUGGUCCGUGCUGCAGGGCGACGAAUGGCUUGUAGCGAGGAGAUUGCCUGGAUCUCUUGCAUGAGCUGCGCCAUGCUGCGGUUGAUGCCUGAUGAAGAGAUGUUGAAGUUGAUGAUCGUGCAUAACGGCAGGCUGGGUGAGGCCGAGGGUGCCGUGGCCUGCGUCUCGAACUACGUCAUGCUGCGGAUUCCUUGCUUGGAGCGAGGGAACAGCCCGGUGGCGGACAUCUGUAGCCGCGUGAAGUACAUGGUGACGCAUGGGCACUUCAGUCGACCCAGAAGCACCGAGCAAGCACAUGCGCGUUUGAACAUCGGCGGCAUGAUUGGCACCGAUGGCAACUUCGUGCAACUCUUCAAGACGGGGCGGGGGAGGGAUCCAAGCUGGUCACGGGCGCCCUACGUCAUUCAGCUGCGGAUGGACAAUGAAGGCGGAAUUUGGUGCGUCAAAGACUUCAAGUGCCACGAGUUUCUGGACCCAACCACCUUCUGGAGAGCUGCGGUGGCUGCGGCGCAAGAGAUCGCUGAAGGAAACUUCACCACGCCUGUGGCUCCCGUGGCGGCCUGAAUCCUUGACCAAAAAAAGCGGCUGAGAAAACAGUUGAUUGUUUCUGG
This is a messenger RNA of Cladocopium goreaui, 785 nucleotides long. Lineage: Eukaryota; Dinophyceae; Suessiales; Symbiodiniaceae. The record is from the annotation of a GenBank genome assembly.